UCAAUGCCACCAAAAAAAUCAACUGCUAAAGUUACUAAUUCACCUCCACCAACAACUAGAGCAACUAGAUCUAAAAAGAUUGAUAAAGCAGAGGAUAAAAAAUAGUAUUAAUCAUUUAUAGCAUUUCUAGAGAUAUAAUUGAUAAAGCUAUAAAAGAUAUAUCAAAAUCAAAUGAUAAAGAUGUAAAAACCAAUCUUUCACCACAAAAAGAUUCAAAAAAAUCAACUUCUCCAUCUCCAAUUAAAAAUAUUUAAGAUGGUUAAAAGAAAGAUGAUACUUCAAAUAUAAUUAAAAGUAAGAUAAGUGCACCUGUAGAUGAAUAUUUUGAUGAUUAAGAGAAUUAUGAAGUAUUUGAAGAGAAUGGUAAAAUUUAUGAUUGCAUGAUGAAUUAAACCAAUAUUAUGGGUGAUAAUAAUAACAACAAAUUUUAUGUUGUUUAAUUGUUAAAAAAGAAAGAUAAAGGUAAUAUAUCAUUUGUAUAUUUUUAGACUUUUUUUAUUUAUAUACAAGAUGGGGUAGAGUAGGUGUUGAAGGUUAAUCUGCAAAAUAAUCUUUUUUAAAAGCUGAAUCUGCAAAAAAAGGUUAUGAAAGUAAAGUGAGAUAAAAAAGUGUAAAAGGUGAAUAUAGAGUUUUGGAAAGGGAUUAUAGUGGAGAACAAGAUCCAAAAGAAUUAGAGAGAUUGGAGAAACUUAGAGAAGAUAAAGAGAAGGAAUCAUAUAGUAAAAGCAAUUUACAUUAAAAAAUAAAAGAUUUAGUUAGAUUAAUUUUUGAUAUGAAGAUGAUUAAUAAUUAGAUGAAAGAGUAUUAUUAAUCUAUAUAUAUUUAAUUAGUAUUGGUUAUGAUGCCAAGAAAACACCUUUAGGAAAAUUAGCUGUUUCAACUAUAAAGAAAGGAUUUGAUGUUCUUAAACAAAUAUCAGAGGAAUUAUAAAAUAAACUUCCUGAUUAAGUAGUUUUACAAAGACUUUCAAGUGAAUUUUAUAGUUAAAUCCCUCAUGAUUUUGGAUAUUUAAGAGCUCCUGUUAUUGAUACUCCUAAAAUGGUUAAAAAUAAAUUAGAUAUGUUGGAAUCAAUUUAACACAUAUAAAUUGCUACAAAGAUUUUAGAAGAAAAUUCAGAUGAUUCAAAUGCUAUUGAUGAAAAUUUCAAAAAAUUAGGAAUAAAUAUGUAAUUCUUAGAACCUACAGAUGAAAAAGUCUAGACUAUUAAAUAAUUUGUAGCAAACACACAUUGUGAUACUCAUAGAGAAUAUGGAUUAGAAGUCCUUGAUGUUUUUGAAUUGUAAAAAGAUCAAGAUGAUAAUCGAUUCAAAAAAGAUUUAGGCAAUAGAAUGUUACUAUGGCAUGGAUCAAGACUUACAAAUUUUGUAGGUAUUCUAAGUUAAGGAUUAAGGAUUGCACCUCCAGAAGCUCCAGUUACUGGUUAUAUGUUUGGAAAAGUAAUUUUUAAGUUUAAUCAAUAUAGGGUGUUUAUUUUGCAGAUAUGGUUUCUAAAUCAGCUAAUUAUUGUGCAGUCUCAAGAUAAAAUAAUACAGGAUUGAUAUUAUUAUGUGAUGUAGCUUUGGGAAAUCCAAAUGAGAAAUUUUAUUCAGAUUAUUAUGCUAACUAAUUGCCUGAAGGUAAACACAGUACUUGGGGAAGAGGUAGAACAAUGCCUAAUCCAUCUGAAAACAUUCCAUUCCCAGGUAUGCCAGAAGUCAAAGUACCUAUUGGGAAAGGAGCUGCUUCUGGUGUUCCUAAUGUAAUAAUAUAUCUUAUAUUUAUUUAGACAUCUUUAUUGUAUAAUGAAUUUAUUGUUUAUGAUGUUGCUUAAAUAAGAUUGAAGUAUUUAAUCAAGAUGAAAUGGAAUUAUAAAUGAG
This is a messenger RNA of Paramecium pentaurelia, 1857 nucleotides long. The record is from the annotation of a GenBank genome assembly. NCBI's taxonomy places the organism in Eukaryota, Ciliophora, Oligohymenophorea, Peniculida, Parameciidae.